AUGUAUGGAGAUAUCAUAAAGGAGCAGGAGAGAAGACAUUUUAUUGAAAAGGUUGAGGAAACAAAACUUCCUACCGAUCGACCCGUACACUAUAUCCCGCAUCAUCCUGUUUCCAAGGAAUCAUCUACUACGCCAAUACGCAUUGUUUAUGAUUGUAGCUGCAAAGAUGGAAGAGAUAAUCCGAAUCUAAAUGAAUGCUUAGAAUCACACCCACCUGUUAUGAAUGACAUUAAGGGAAUACUUAUGAGAUUUCGCGCUAAGAAAUGUGCUACAACUUCAGAUUUAGAAAAGGCAUUUCUACACAUACAGCUCGACGAGAAAGACCGAGAUGCAACGAGGUUCUUAUGGCUUAGCGAUCCUACAAACACAUCAAGUCCGCUAAUAACAUAUCGCUUUAAGUCCGUACUCUUCGGAGCUACAUGUUCGCCAUUCAUUUUGAGCGCCACACUUCUCAAGCACUUUAAAGAAAAUCCGGGGAAACUUUCAGAUACACUUGAAAAUGGGUUAUAUGUGGACAACAUUUUAACUAGCUUUGAUAACGAAAAUGACGUAAUAGAUUAUUACAGGAGAUCGAGAGAAUUACUUACGAAAGGCGGAUUCAACCUACGCUCAUGGAAUUCAAACAGUCCAAAAUUACAAGAAAUCGCUAGCAAAGAACAAACCUUAGACAAAGAUGAGCUUACUAAAAUUCUUGGUAUGCAAUGGAACGCUAAAUCGGACAAGCUGUUUUAUCAAAGUAACACGUUCGAGAUGGAAAAAAAGGAAAACUGA
Mytilus trossulus (common blue mussel) is the source of this 771-nucleotide messenger RNA. RefSeq lists its product as uncharacterized. The transcript has a single exon. Bases 1 to 771 code for a protein of 256 amino acids. The record is from RefSeq and is a predicted model, not a curated record. Lineage: Eukaryota; Metazoa; Mollusca; Bivalvia; Mytilida; Mytilidae.